AUGAUUCGUUAUUUACAUUAUUUCAUACAUGGAGCUUCUUAUAUUUAUAUUAAUUUAUUUCUUUUUAUUAUGCAUGAAGAAGUAAACUACUCCACAACAACUUUCUCUAGUAAAGGAAUACUAUCACACUGUGAGAGAGCACUGGCAGCGGGUAAAAACGGUGCAUUAUCUGUUGGUAUACGUGGUACAAAUGGAAUAGUAUUGGCAUCCAUUAAGAAAGUGCCUUCUACUUUGGUUGAGAUAGAGUCUAUUCAGAAGGUGUUUAUGGUGUGUGAUACAAUUAUAUGCACGUACUCUGGGCUAAGUGGUGAUUUUCGGUUAGCGCUAGAAAUGGGAAGAAAGAUAGCUUCGGACUAUUACCGUAUAUAUGGCAGGUAUCCUUAUAUUGAUACAUUUAUGAAGGAGUUCUCUAAGGUUCUUCAAGAGAAAACACAGAGAGAGAGAAGGCCGAUUGGAUGUAUUUGCUUAUUUGCUGGGUAUACGCAGAACAAUAAAUAUAUUCAGGAUGCAAUGGCAUCUAUCCAGGAAAAUGAGCUGAAUGAGGACACUUUGGUCUGUGAUGUAUCUGGUGGCGAUGGUAUAGGAAACACUGUUCCGCUGCUCUACCAAAUAGAUCCAUCUGGUUCUGUAUCUAGUGGAUUCUCCUUUGCUGUUGGGAAGAUGUACAAAGAAUCCUCAGACUUCCUAAAGAAAAGGUGUUCAGUUGAUGUGGAGGUACAUGAUGCAGUGGUGAUUAGUGCUUUGGCCCUACAGGAAUACAGUGAAGUGAGUGUGUCGGCAAAGGAAAUAAGUAUUUCUGUGGUGACUCGGGAGGGAGUCCAAGAGUAUACACAGGAGGAAGUCCAGAAUAUUUUACACUCAAUAUAGGAAAUAAAUACUUUCGGAUU
Molecule: messenger RNA, 887 nt
Organism: Nematocida parisii ERTm1
Lineage: Eukaryota; Fungi; Microsporidia
Exons: 1
Coding region: 1-867 (288 amino acids)
Cellular component (GO): proteasome core complex, alpha-subunit complex; proteasome core complex
Source: RefSeq, a predicted model, not a curated record